UUUUAUGGUUUCGGCCAACCACUGAGCAAACCUGAACCUCUCAGACGAACUCCUCUAGCUUUCGCUUGGUUUGCUGGGGAUUCCUUUUUAAACAUCAAACUUGCCCCCAACACGCGACCCUCUCAAUUUAUUUCUGCCUUGUAUCAUCGAGGAUAUUUAUUCCUCACUAAUUUUACUUUUCUAUUUUCUUUCUAUUCCACCCUAACCUACCAUUAACCAACCUGCCAUCAUGUCUCGAGGAGGUACCACCCUCUACGUGACCGGCUUCAGCCACGGCACGCGUGCUCGCGACCUCGCAUACGAGUUCGAACGCUAUGGUCGCCUUGUGCGCUGUGACAUUCCUGCGCCGCGAUCCGCGAGCAGUAGACUAUUCGCAUUCGUGGAGUACGAAGAUCGCCGUGACGCUGAUGAUGCCUAUCAUGAGAUGCAUAACAAGCGCAUCGGCCGUGAUGAUCUUCUGAAGAUUGAAUGGGCCCGAACACCCCCUUCUGCGUCCUGGCGGUUUGACAGUGGCCGUGACCGUGAGCGACGCGAUCGUGGAGGUAGAUCCCCGCGACGUGGUCGUUCUCCUUCUCCCCGACGCAGCACUCGCGACUACUCUCCUCGCAAGGAUGACCGCCGCGACCGCGACCGGGAUCGUGACUACGACCGUGAUCGUCGUGAUACUCGUGACCGUUCUAGAAGCCCGGAUCCUCGUGACCGCGACCGUGACGACCGUGAUGAUCGCGACCGCCGUGACAACGGUACCAAUGGCGACGACCGUAAAGCUGUCGACAGUCCUCCCCCUCAACACGAUGACUUGGACGUUGCAGAGUGAUAAGUAUACCCGACUAUCUUAUUCCUCGGCAGUGGGUUGCAUCUGCGACGUAGUGAGGAAAAUAAGACAUCUCCUUUGUCGCGGUUGUUUUGGUUUCGCGUUUUCACUGGGCUGUAACUCAUAUUCUAGUUUCGAUUUCAUCAGUUGACCCCAGCAAUACUUGAUCUCCGACUAAUGGGGAGGCCGAAUCCGGAGACGACGCCGAUUAAGACUGCUAAGAUUUUCUAUUCGAGAGAGCCGGAAAUUACGAGGCAAGUGCAGCUAAGCUAGGUACCUAGUCUGCGACGUGCCAGGACGAUGGAUUUGCUAGUCACCUUAAUUUAGAGAAUCAACCAGAUUUCGUGAAUUACGUCCAAAUGAAUAGUGUGUAUGUUAGUGGUAUCCAAUGAAUAUAUGUAUUCCCGAA
Hypoxylon trugodes is the source of this 1223-nucleotide messenger RNA. RefSeq names its product RNA-binding domain-containing protein. The record is from RefSeq and is a predicted model, not a curated record. Gene Ontology annotation, biological process: mRNA splicing, via spliceosome. NCBI's taxonomy places the organism in Eukaryota, Fungi, Ascomycota, Sordariomycetes, Xylariales, Hypoxylaceae. Gene Ontology annotation, cellular component: nuclear speck. Bases 230 to 817 code for a protein of 195 amino acids. Gene Ontology annotation, molecular function: RNA binding. The transcript has 6 exons.